ACGGACCGUUGGAGAGUAGACGUGAGUGAAGGAAACAAUGGGCGUACAUGGUCUUUGGCAGCUGAUUCAAUCUACUGGAAAGCCAGUCUCUCUCUUGUCCCUCGAAGGCAAAAUACUAUCAAUCGAUGUGAGUUUAUGGCUCCACCAUGCAGUCAAGGGAAUGAGAGAUAAGGAUGGAAAUCCUCUUCCAAAUGCACAUCUUCAGGUCCUCUUUUCUCGGAUCUGUAAGCUCCUAUUCUACAAGAUUAAACCAGUCUUCGUCUUUGAUGGCGGUGUUCCGGUAUUGAAGAAGCAAACACUGAUAUCAAGAAGAGAAAAUCGGGAAUUGGCAGAACAGGAAAGUACAAAAACAAAUCAAAAGUUGCUUCAAAAUUUGAUGAAAAGUCAAGCUGUGAAGGAAGUUCUAGGAGAUGAUGCAGGUCCAUCAACCAGUCAACCAUCAGCAUCCAAUAAGCCCAGGGAUAUGUUUGAUUUGCCUCCCUUACCUGUUGAAUUUCUAAGAAUGCAGGAAGAGUACAGUGGUUGGGAUGAAAGCGUUUCUGCACAGGAAGUCCUUGCUGAGGAUGAAUUAGACGAGAUAGAUAUUGACUCGGCAGACUUCUCCAGCUUGCCGUCGGAGUUACAACACGAAAUUCUCACAACUAUGAAAGAGCAACGUAAAUACAACUUGUCCACAAAGAUGGAUUUGCCAGAGGAUUCCCUUGAUUUUUCCAGUUAUCAAAUGGCAAAAAUUCUUAAACAGAAUAAGCUGGCUGCAAAGAUUGAGCAAGUUCGGAAAGAUAUGAAUGCUCCAUCCAAGUCUGAAAUAAGCUUGACACUUGGAGAUGAUUAUUACAGCGAAUCGGUGAUAGAGUCUCGGCGAGUUGUCUCUGAGGACAAAUCUCAUUUUGUUCUGAUCAAAGGAACAGGCAAGAAGCGACGAGAGGAGGAGUUGGACAAAGCAAAGAAGUAUGAAGAGGAGUUACAUCAAGCAGAGCUACGAGCAGUACAGGAGGAAGAAGAAAAGGCUAGAAAUGCAAAAGACAUUGUUUUAAAUGAAAGUAACAAAGUAGUUGGAAAGGCAGUAGAUAUGAAGGAGGCAGCGUCAACUGAAGUAAUCAUGGAUUUAAAAACAUUGAACACUCAACAAACAAAACAGUUGUCUCCAGAUAAAAUUGAAACUGAAUCAGAAAGCAAUCACGGAAUCGGAAUGAAAACUGCAGAACAGGAAGUGAAUGAGAAACCAGCGGACAAACGGACAGAAAUGUCUGGUGACAAGGACAGAAGUAGUAUUUUAAGUGAAGUGUUGAACAUGAAAAACAAACUACUGCAAAAAAUUUCUGCUGAUGAAGUCAAUGUGUCAGAAUCUUGUGAUAAUGGUAGACCUAUUAAUGUUAAUGAGUCUGAAUCUACACGCACACGUAAUCCGUGUCUAGCCACGGAGCAAUGCUCGCGCUUAAAUGAACAAACUAUAGCAGCCGAUAUUGAUAUCAAAGGUGAUGCCCAACCUUCCACAAGUCGAAGAGAAAAAGAAAUAAGUUUUGUCGAAAACACCAAACCUUCCAAAAGUUCUGAAGAAAAUGAAGAUACAUCUGUAGAAAUCUGCAAUCCGUCCAGUAGUACAGCAGAAAAGGAAAGUAUUUUUGUUGAACAUUCUGAACCGUCCACCAGCAAGGAUAACUAUAGUGGUCAUGUUGUAGUUUCAAGUGAUGAUGACGUAGUAGUGAAGAGGAGAAGACUGGGUUCUGACGUUACAAACCAACAGGAGGCUUCUGUUGCUGGCAAGGAUAGCAGUUCUGAAGAUGAAGGAUUCAUAGAGAUCUCCAUAGACACAAAAAAGAAUAGUGCUCCAGAUGACCUUUUUCCUGCCUCCAUGUUUAUGAGUGGAGCUAGUGAGGAUAAACAUACUGCACCAGCUUCUCCACCGGAGGUACAGAUACUGAUCCCUCCCUCACUGCCUGAGGAACAGAUAAUUAACCCUCCCUCUUCCACACAGGAAGUGUUCUCGAAGGAGGAGGAACUAGGCAUGGUGACUGCAGAUGGGCAGCUGAUGGAGACGGCGUCCAGUGAUUUUCAGGAACCAAAUCCAUUUCACGAUUUUACAGAGGAAGAUUUGCUUGAGUAUAAGGAAGAUCUUGAAGUUGAAAGCAGAAAUUUGCAGCAAGAACGUGGCAAACAAGACCGCCUGGCAACUAAUAUCACAGACCAGAUGUACCUCGAGGCCCAGGAGCUGCUGCAGAUGUUUGGCAUUCCCUAUGUUGUCAGUCCAAUGGAGGCAGAGGCGCAGUGUGCAUUCAUGGAUUUCACAAAUCAGACACAAGGAUCUAUUACUGACGAUAGUGAUGUCUGGUUGUUUGGCGGGAAUCGUGUCUACAAAAACUUUUUCAACCAGGCCAAACAUGUUGAAUUUUUCCAGAGGACCAAUAUAGAUAAUCAAUUAGGGUUGUGUCGAGAAAAGAUGAUCAAUAUUGCCUUGCUGUGUGGUAGUGACUACACCCUAGGUAUACAAAAGGUUGGUCCUGUGACCGCCCUUGAGAUCUUGGCAGAGUUUCCAGGGGAAGGAAUCCAGGGGCUCGCCAACUUCAAGUCUUGGUGGGAGGAAGCGAGACAUAGAAAAGGCAAGGACACCAAGAUCAGGAAUAAACUAAGACAACUGGAUAUCCAUGAAGGAUUUCCCAGUGAAGCAGUUGUAGAGGCUUACUUCAACCCAAAGAUAGACGAGUCGAAGGAUGCCUUCUCCUGGUCACGACCUGACCUUGACCUUCUCAGAGAUUACGCUAGAGAAAAAAUUGGCUGGGGAAAGGAGAAGGUGGAUGAAAAUCUCCUUCCUGUGAUGAAGAAGAUUAAUGAAAAGCAGAGCCAGGGAAGAAUUGACAAAUUUUUUCAACCAGAGACAUUCUUAGAAUCAAAAAAGACACAAAGCUCUCGUGUCAAACAGGCUUUAUCAAAGUUAACAAGUUCCUCAACAUCUGACCAAACUUCUGAACUUUCCCAAACUGAGGCAAGGGAGGCUCAUAUACAAAAAGCAAAAGAAGCUAUGGCAGAAAGAAGGAAAAAAAUGAAAGGUAAAGAAGUUGCUACAAGUCAAAGGUCAAAGGGUAAAGGUAAAGGUAAAGGAAAGGGCAAAGGCAAGUUGAAAGGUGAAAUGAAGAAGAAUGAAGGUAAGCGGUCUAAGUUAAUUAUUAAGGAUGUUGAGCUGUCGGAGAGUAGCUCAAGUGACGAAGUGGACAGUGCAUCUAAACCCAUGGUUAGCAGUUCAGCUAAAGUUGCAAUCCAGGUGAAGAGAGAUGAUUUGAAAUCUCUUUCCUGUCUGGAACCAGGAGGAUUUUGCCGAGAUGAUGAAGAUACAAGUGAGACUAUUGAACAAAAACUGAAAUCUUACUUUGAUCGCAUCGAGAAAGGAUUCGUAGGAAAAACUGAUAUGAAACAAAGUGAUAGAAAGACAAAAGAACAGAGGGGUAAACAAUCCUCUCAUCCUGUUGAUAAGGAAGCGUCUUCUUCAAGAGUUUCACGGAAGUCUAAAACUAAAGCUCAAUCAAACUUAGCCAGGAUUAACAUCUCUGACAGGUCGUCUGAUAGUGAUUAUUGAUGUAGACAAGUUGUCUGACCUGAUCUGUAUCUAAUACGGAGUUAUAACUUAAUGGUAAAUAUGAUUAUUGUUGGAUUGUGAUUGGACCCAAAUAUAAUGAUGUAAUUACCAAAAUAUAUCUAGUAAAUGUCAAAAUCAUUCUCAGGAAAUAAUUUUGUAUUUGUUAUGUUCAGGUCCGACAAUUUAAAACAUUUAAGAUUCUUAAUUAAGUUUUUAAUUUUGUUUACAAUAUUUUCAUUUCAAUUAUUCACAAAAAGUUCGACUUCAAAUAUUAAUUUGUGAAAAAGAAGUAAUGUUGAUUUAUAAAAAAGAAGUUUUAUUUAGAGUUCAUUUGAUAUUUGUUAAUUUAGUUGAUGAAAAUUGUUUUGAAAAGUUUGUGAUCAAAAUUAAAAUGCAUGCAUGCAUGAUUAUGUUUCUGUUUUGAUUGGUUAUUAUUUAUUGGUUAUUAUUUAUUAUUUAAUUUAUCUCACCUGAGUACAAUGAAAUUUUGGUGGUGAACCCAGGGAUCAAUAUUACAUUAUAAAGCAUUUUACUGUGAUGUUUAUUUCUUUCAGAGGUGAAAUAAUUUCCUAUACAAAUUUAAAUUCCAUGGCUUCAUUAGAUGUUAAUGAAGUCACCAGACAUUCAUUUCAUAUGAAUACCUGAAAGAAUUUGCUCAUAUCCUGAUGAAUAUGAACCGAUUUAGAAUAUUCCUGGAGUGUAAGUUUAUGUGUAACAGAUCAUCAUCAUGUGAUGCUAAGUUAUGUUCCAUGAAUGGGUAUCGUCUGUCUUUGAAACCAUUUAAAAUACACACACAAUACAUUUUCAUGAAGAUAUAAGUAGUUAGCUCAUUUUGAUUUAUAGGUUUCAGCAGAUUUUGAAAUGGGUUUCAACUGAUUGUGAUAAAAAUUUCAACUGAUUUUGAGAAAAGGUUUC
Molecule: messenger RNA, 4483 nt
Organism: Pecten maximus
Lineage: Eukaryota; Metazoa; Mollusca; Bivalvia; Pectinida; Pectinidae
Product: DNA repair protein complementing XP-G cells homolog
Biological process (GO): nucleotide-excision repair
Cellular component (GO): nucleus
Molecular function (GO): DNA endonuclease activity; single-stranded DNA binding
Source: RefSeq, a predicted model, not a curated record